AACUUUUAAUUUGAAACUAACAGAGCUGGCGAAGGUUACGCUGACUCCUCUGAGGGUUGGAAAAGUUUAGACUGCUUUGGGAUAACUUGUUACUGUAAUCAGAAAGCCCUCUGAGAUCCCACAGCAUAUUGUGUCUGUUUGGACUGCCUUCAGCAUCGGAGAGCAUCAAUCUUUAAAGGUAUUUUAACCGUAUAUGAUGAAUCCUCAAGAAAGAACAAUGCCUUACAUAAUUCCUGAGACCGAAGAAGUCCAUCACACCAUCAUGAAUGGAGGCCCAGUGGAAAACGGUGAAGAUCAGAAAGCUGUGUCUAAAUCACAGAGAAGACGGAGUGAUAUAAAAGUAUAUAAAGAAUUCUGUGACUUUUAUGCCAGAUUUAACAUGGCAAAUGCCCUGGCGAAUGCCAUGUGCGAGCGGUGCAAAAGUGGCUUUGCACCAGCUGAGAGGAUUGUGAACAGUAAUGGAGAGCUGUAUCAUGAGCAGUGUUUUGUAUGUGCCCAGUGUUUUCAGCAGUUUCCAGAAGGCCUGUUCUAUGAGUUUGAAGGCCGAAAAUACUGUGAGCAUGAUUUUCAGAUGCUCUUUGCUCCCUGUUGUCAUCAAUGUGGUGAGUUCAUCAUUGGCCGAGUGAUUAAAGCUAUGAACAAUAGCUGGCAUCCGGAAUGUUUCCGCUGUGAUCUCUGUCAGCAGAUCCUUGCAGAUAUUGGAUUUGUGAAAAACGCCGGCAGGCAUCUUUGCCGCCCAUGCCAUAAUCGUGAAAAGGCCAGAGGUCUGGGAAAAUACAUCUGUCAGAAAUGUCAUGCCAUCAUUGAUGAAGUGCCACUCAUAUUCAAGAAUGACCCCUACCACCCAGAUCAUUUCAACUGCGCAAACUGUGGGAAGGAGCUGACAGCUGAAGCCCGUGAGCUGAAAGGAGAGUUGUAUUGCUUGCCUUGUCAUGAUAAGAUGGGUGUCCCAAUAUGUGGUGCUUGUCGACGGCCAAUUGAAGGACGCGUGGUUAAUGCAAUGGGAAAGCAGUGGCAUGUGGAGCAUUUUGUGUGCGCCAAAUGUGAGAAACCUUUCCUAGGUCAUCGUCACUAUGAGAGGAAGGGACUGGCUUAUUGUGAAACUCACUAUAACCAGCUGUUUGGUGACGUUUGCUACCACUGCAAUCGUGUGAUUGAAGGAGAUGUUGUAUCUGCUUUGAACAAGGCUUGGUGUGUUAACUGCUUUGCUUGUUCAACUUGCAAUACCAAGCUGACACUCAAAAACAAGUUUGUGGAGUUUGAUAUGAAGCCAGUUUGUAAAAAAUGCUACGAGAAGUUCCCAUUGGAGUUGAAGAAAAGGCUGAAGAAACUGGCUGAAGCUGGUGUGCGGAAAUAAGCCCGCGGCUAGCGUUUCCUCAACUGCAAUUUACAAUUUAUAACAAAAAAAAAAGUUUUUCUUAAUCCAAAUGUUUUGUUUCAUAUAAAAAAGGUCAUCAGAAUUAAAAACCACUAAAGAUGAGCAAAAUAUCUAGAUUUGACCAUCACCUUUUGAGGCCUUAAUAAUCUUUUUUUUAAAUCUCCAUUUUAAAAGUAUUUCUUUUGCUUUUUGACUAAGUAUCUGGUGACCUGAUCUUGUCCAUCAGGAAAUAUGUAAAAUGGUAGGAUGACUUUCCUUUCUCCCAACCCUCCCUCUUCAGUUAUUAGAAGUACCCUAUGACUUGCUGUGAGGAAAUAAAUACCUCAUGAAUGGCCUGUCUAAAAUCAUGAGCUCAUUGUGCAGGUGAACCUAGGUCCUACUACUCCAAGAAUACCUGUAAAAUCAUCCACUACACAAUAAAUGUGGAGAAUUUAAUUUGUUUUUCUAAAAUGGCACUACUUUGCAGUGUUUUUAGAAACUUUAGUAUUUUUAAAGGCAGUUUAACUUGUUUGUCAAAAGAAUUUAUGCUUGGUGAAAUUCUGAUUUUAAACACAAAAUCCUUUAUAUUAAAAAAAACUCAAUAGAGGAAGGGAAAUGUGAGCAGCUUGCUCCUGAUUUGUGACUGGAGCCUACCAAAUGAAAGAGGAUGACAGCAACCCAUUGGCGUAAUGCUGUCAAAUGUGCUCUGGCUCGAAACAGUACUGCUGGAAUGUUUCAAAUUGCAUUGAUAAGUACAUUCCAAGCCGACACUACUUAAAGUAUGUAAAUCAAUAUUUAAUUUAAAUAGCUUUUAAUGGCCGUUUAUAGACACCUAGAAUAAGAGCUGCAAAGUAUGCCAAAUUCUGCAUUCUAUCACAAUGAAUUCCGCCAGAGUACAGUUUUAUUGAUCAUUCUCAUACUAAUUUGUAGGUUCAAUGACUUUCACUACUUUUUUUAUCUACAUUUUAAAACUGCAGCAAUGCAUUGAUUAUCUAGAUAUUACAUACUUGAGAAAUAAAAAUAAAAAUAUGAGAAAUAAAGUGUUAUCUUGUGCUGGAGAGCUGUUGAUACUGAUUAGCCACCAAGAGAAAAAACGUGGGGCUUAAAUGUUUGAAGGAUUUAAUUUUGAACAAUACUACAAAGUAAAACACCUAGAGUGGUACAAAGAGGAGAAUGUUACAAGCUACCUGUUAUUUCUUAUUGGAUUUUCAAAUCCUUUUUGAAAUUGGAGUGUUCGGUUUUGUGAUAAAAUCAGCUUUGUUUUGUUUGCAUGAAACAUUUUUUCUCCUUUAAAACCUUAAUUAAUUUUGCCUAGCUUUCUCUAAUAUAUUUGCAAUGAUAGAUAAUAGAAGGCAACAUUUAAGAAAUCUAUGCUACCCUUUUCCCUUUACAUGUACUGUACUUUAAAGCAAAUAGGCCAACUACUGUAUCUUUAUUGUGUGGAGUAUAUAUAAAAUAUAACAAACCCUCUGGAGAAACUGCCUUAACUGUCAGAGAAACCUCUGGGCUGUCUUGUUUGAUAGUUUCUUUCACUUUACAACUCAAAACAGACAGUUAAAUAGACAAAAGCACGGAAGCAGGUGCAUGUCAUCGUGUCAUCUUGAAGUGUUCUGUGAAUUGAAUUUACGAUUUACUGAACCGACUGGCAUGUUAUGGUAGCUGUUCAUGUGAUCCACUAAUUUUUUGAAUUUGUUUUGCUGCAGUUGGUUUUAUUUGUUGUUUCUCUUGACAGCGAAUGUUGGUGCUACAGAAUGAGAUGCAGUACAAUCAAAAAUGUUCAUCUCAAACAUCAGUUCUAUGAUUACUCACUGGCACAUUCUAGUGAAUCAAUUGAGCACUGAAGUGAAAUUUACAUCAAUACCUUCAUUUUUUAAAAAAAAACUAAUUGCUAGCUUAUUUAUCCAGCAAGGUGUAAUAGAAAGUACAUGCUGAACUCAUGCUAUUUUAUCACUAAAGAAUGUAUUUUUGUUUUUCAAUAUAUGCCGCACCUAUAAAUUACUCCAGUAUUAUGUAAUAAAGUAUACACACGAUGAACCAUU
Molecule: messenger RNA, 3396 nt
Organism: Callorhinchus milii (elephant shark)
Lineage: Eukaryota; Metazoa; Chordata; Chondrichthyes; Chimaeriformes; Callorhinchidae
Product: LIM and senescent cell antigen-like-containing domain protein 1
Exons: 10
Coding region: 194-1357 (387 amino acids)
Biological process (GO): positive regulation of integrin-mediated signaling pathway; cell-cell junction organization; positive regulation of substrate adhesion-dependent cell spreading
Cellular component (GO): cytoplasm; cell-cell junction; focal adhesion
Source: RefSeq, a predicted model, not a curated record